Molecule: messenger RNA, 849 nt
Organism: Centropristis striata (black sea bass)
Lineage: Eukaryota; Metazoa; Chordata; Actinopteri; Perciformes; Serranidae
Gene: hcst
Product: hematopoietic cell signal transducer
Exons: 5
Coding region: 41-286 (81 amino acids)
Biological process (GO): regulation of immune response; positive regulation of phosphatidylinositol 3-kinase/protein kinase B signal transduction
Cellular component (GO): membrane
Molecular function (GO): phosphatidylinositol 3-kinase binding; signaling receptor binding
Source: RefSeq, a predicted model, not a curated record
CAGCCCGAGAAAGCUCACAGCUGAGCUGACAAACUUGACAAUGGCUUUCAACAAAUUAUCCAUCAUUGUGCUACUUUUUUUGUGCAAGCUGAAUGUGGCACUCACAGAGAGCCCUGUGGUUUGCUACAGGAUCGAGCCGGGGACGAUAGCAGGCAUCGUCUGUGCAGACGUUGUUCUGACUCUCGUCAUUGUUGUUGUCACCUAUCGACUGGCAAGCUUUCGGCGCCAGAAGAUAGAAAAUGCUAACAAAGUGUACAUGAAUGUCCGAGCCAACUGCAAGAGCUAAUCUAACGAUGGUGCAGUACGUUAUGAAGUGAUGCUCAUUUUUUUAAUAUCCUGUUUUUUAAAAAAAGGAAAGAAAAGAAAAGAAAAGAAAUAUCACAAAAUGUUAUAUAAAAAAAACCUCAUUGAACUUUUAUGUUUCUUUUGCAGUAAACACAAACACAUUACAUUUCUAUUUAGUUAAUUUCAUACAGAGGUGGCAGAAGUAUUCAAUUCACUUACUCAAAUAAAGGUAGUAAUACUACAAUAAAAAAUACUCAGUUAUAUGUAAAAAACAAAAAAGGUCACUUAAUUAAAAGUAUUGGCAACAACUGUUGUAGAUGGUCAUAGUUUAGCUCAUUUUAACUACUUAACACAGUAGUUUUAUCUGUAACAAUGGAUUCUAUUUUAUAAACUCAUGUAUUAUACACUGUAAAAAAAAAUCUGUUUAAUUUACGGUAAAAUACCAGCAGCUGUGGUUGCCAGAACAUCACCGUAAAAAAUACAGUGGGCGUAUGUAAAUGUAAAUAUCAGCAAAAACUGUAAUUAAUACUGAAUAAUCCCAUUACUUUUAGGAUAAUUGUUUCA